Molecule: messenger RNA, 4123 nt
Organism: Pteropus alecto (black flying fox)
Lineage: Eukaryota; Metazoa; Chordata; Mammalia; Chiroptera; Pteropodidae
Gene: GNG4
Product: G protein subunit gamma 4
Exons: 5
Coding region: 596-823 (75 amino acids)
Biological process (GO): G protein-coupled receptor signaling pathway
Cellular component (GO): heterotrimeric G-protein complex
Molecular function (GO): G-protein beta-subunit binding
Source: RefSeq, a predicted model, not a curated record
ACGGGGAGGUUGACCGUAAUGUGCAGACGUCAGCGUAAUACGCCAGAAGGUUUCAACUAGCUGUGAAGAAUAAACCAAAUCGCUUAAAGGAUCAGAAGCAAGAAGAAAUACAAGUGAAGUUUACAUUUGGGGAAGGAAGUGGAGGCAAGAAAUGCCAAAUUGACCAAAUUGACCGAUGACUGCAGGAAAAACAGUGGGGCCUUAGAGGCUGCCAUGCGUUGAGGUCCCUCGGAAGGGACCCCCGCCCGCAGUCCCAGAGGCUGCUCGGCUGCCAGUCCCUGCGAAGCAGCAGCAAACCCAGACCCUCCACCCGCGCUCGAUGAUGACUCAUCCUGCCCGCGCCCCAGCAGUCACGGCUCUGCCUCCUGCUCGUGCUCCUCGGUCCCCCUGACACUUGCGGAUCGGGGCUGAGGCUGCUCCCACCACCUCCACUGCCCACCGACGUCCGGGCGGCGUCCGCCAGCCUCCGGGGAGCGGGUGAGCCUCAAAGCAGGAGCCCCGAACCAGCCUCUUGUCUGACGACUGCCAGCUGCUGCUGCCGCCAGCCUGUCCCCUGCCCAGGCCCGGUCCAGUGCCACCUCAGCAGGGCUGCAGGAUGAAGGAGGGUGUGUCCAGCAACAGCACCACCAGCAUCUCCCAGGCCAGGAAGGCCGUGGAGCAGCUGAAGAUGGAGGCCUGCAUGGACAGGGUGAAGGUGUCCCAGGCAGCCGCCGACCUCCUGGCCUACUGCGAGGCCCACGUCCGGGAGGACCCGCUCAUCAUCCCCGUGCCUGCGUCAGAAAACCCCUUCCGAGAGAAGAAGUUCUUCUGUACCAUCCUCUGAGUGCUUCGUGAUGAAGCACCUCCUCUCCUGUCAGUAACGUCCGUGGGGACCCGCAUGCUCGUAGCUUUAGGGGCGCCCCCUCCCGUCCCUGCCCAACCACAUUCACAGGGCAAGUCUCGUCUGUCCCUCGAUUGUCUUCAUUCCAUCGAUUUCACUUCUUCUUUUCAUUUUCUUGUUAUUUUCAUUAUUGGCAAAGAAAAAGAGACCUUUUUGUAGCCAAAUAACAAAUGUGCCAAGUGAAAAUAAGUAACGGUUUAAGGGCUUAAGUUUUUAAAUAUCAAUUCCCAAGUUUAAAUACAUCGAGUUAAUACAUUUCAGUGGAUAAUUUAUUGAAAACAUGUAUCUAACAAUCUCCGUUCCCAAUAACUCAGCAUCAAACGAGAACAUUUUGACACUGGAACAGAUGGGUAAAAUUUCAGCCCCUCCACGAGAAAGCAGUUCUGGAAGCGCUUCCGUCAUCCUGUUAAAAAGGAACUAAACCACAGCAUCGAAGCGUUUUCUCACCGUGUGUUUUUCUGGGGCCACGUGGCCAGACACCGCCGAGAGCCCAGGCCAGUUUCCCACUGAUUGUCACUGACCACUUUGGAGGUGGCCCUUCCACAGAUGGGUGGAUACUGUAGUAAGCUUGACCGUAAGUGUACACGGCGACAGCCAGCUAGCUGUUCACGUGCUCCGCUGGCUGGCCACGGGCGUCAUCUGCCUCUCCAUGUGCCACCUCUCCCUGCUCCCUCCCGUGCUGGCUCCUUGGUCAUUCCGACACGGGCCGUGUUAAUAGGGGCCAUUCUGGGUGCAGCGCUGGGCCCUGUGGGGUUUCGCCAGGGUGGCCCCUGCCCCGAGGAGUGAGUCACAGGGGCAGCAGCUCACUUGUGCCAUCCUCUGAUCUGGGCAUUGACAAGUAUUACUUCUUUAAUUCUCUCGCAAUAAAUAAAUGCCGUGAGUGUGCAUCUGUUCCAAAGAGGGGAAACCGAGGCACAGAAUGAUGGUGUGGUCUCCUCAAGGUUAUAGGUAGUAAGCAGGAAAACCCGGACUUGAGUGCAGGCCGCCGGGUCCCAGGGCCUUCCCUGAACCCCUGGGCUAUGCUGCCUUCCAGGUCUACCUGUUUGCAGAUGGGUGGACCGGCAGACCACCUGCACCGCAUUCUGCGAAGCGCUGCGGCUGCGGCCCGCCCAGCGGCACGUCUCUUCCCGCCUCUGCCAAGAGGGGCCUGCCAGGCGGCUUUCUGGCAGCCGAUGGAAGAUGAUGCAUGGACACCCCAGUGGAGGGCCAGGCGGCGCUUGGUUUUGCUGAGGCAAACUUGCAGGCCCCGCCUAAAACCAGCUCACACCACCCUGACGACAGAGACUGACCGGCGGGGCAGGCAGCACUCGGCUACCUUUGCUCCGGUCUGUUCAGUUGGAAACUGCCUCUGUCCCUGGUCCUGACCAGGGCUUGCUGUGUGACUGACUGAGCAAGCCACCCUGUGCCUGAACUGUUCCAGCCUGCAAAGAGGAUGUGGUCAUUACUCCUCCCGCCUUUGUCUCUGGGAGGACGUGGAGCGUGCCACACACAGGAGAGCUCUGAAGAUCGUUUAAAACACACAUGCCAAAUGCCAAGCUGUCGUACAGGGGAUGACGCAUGACUUCAGAGGCGCCCCGGCUCAUUAGAAGGCUGAUGUAAAAUUGUCUACAGAGGCAAACGGAAUUUCAGAUCAAUUCAUGACUUGCUACCCUUAUAAAUGGCUUUAGUACAUUUUUAUUCUUUGUUGCUUUUGUCGAAAGCCAUUCUCAUCUUCAUUAAACCUCGCCAACUGCAGCAGAGUCGCGUGCCGUAUGUGAUCGUAGGACUCGAAGCCCUUCUCUGUUUGGGUUCAUGCCCAGGAUCUCAUCAUUCUGUGGUCCAUGUCAGCAUCAUUAACCUGAUGAAACAAAGCACAACCCACAAAAGCACAUGAGGGGCUGAGAGAGGGGACAGCGCGGAAUCUGGCUGCAUCAGGUCAAGGGAACAUGUGCUGCUCAUCUUUCUCCAGACUUCCUCUCCUUCGUCUUUGCUUCUUCUGUCCCUCCGUACUCCGCCUUCCUUUCCUCCUCUCUCCCAUACGUUCUUCCGUGAGAUUCUUCUGGCCUUUCACUAUGCCUUUUCCUUCCAAACCUGUGGUACUUGGUGUGGCUCAUCCCGUCUAAUGUGUCCCCGAGCUCAGUGCCGUCUUCUCAAAGGUGAGUUGACACACGUGGGCCACGAGACACGCAACGUGUGAAGCCCCUCCCCCUCCGAGCUGUCGUUGGGAGGCAGAUGGCAUGAGGGGGGCAGUUAGUUGCCAUCUUGCGUAUCCAGUUUGGCUUCCCAGCGUCUGACCUCCCCCUCCUGUAGGAAGGAAUCACCCUUUACAUACAGAUGUAUUGGGACGCGGUGCCCCCUCCCACUGUGGAUGCUGAAGCAGAGAGGUCUUUCCUGUCUGUCAGGUGUCCCCAUUUCCGGCACCGACCAGCCAGGGAGUGGCCAGUGACCUGGGGUGAACCACUUGGACUCCCUGCUUAGGAUGUGAACCGGGGCCAGCAACACGGAAACAGGUGGUUGCUGAGUUCAUUUCUCGGGAGCCGAUGGGGUCCAGGGUGACCGUGGCCCCGCAGGGGGCAUGUCUGGGACCCGCAGCUUCAGGGAUGGUGCGUCCACUGGUGACAACAUCCAGCGUGGCACAGUCCCGGGCCGAUCCUUCCCGCUCCAUUCCUUGGCCCACUGAGCUGGGGCUCAUUUCUAGCUUCCCAUCAAUUCUUUGAGCCCUCAAGUUCUACCCAAUAAAUUCCUUGUUCUCCCAUGAAGUAGCUUAGGUUGGAUGUACGUAUCGUACGACCUCACAACUCCACUCCAAGGUGUACGCCCAGCAGAAAUGUGUGUGUAUAUUCACCACAAGAAAUGUUUCGUGUUCAUAGAAGCACUAAUAACCCCCAACCGGAAAGCACCCAGAUGCCGGAUGAGUGGAUAAACAGGUAAUAACACGUCCACACAGUGGAAUGCCAUGCAGCAGUGGACGAGCGGUCGUUCGUGGCGUGGGCCUCCCGAGUUGAGGCAGGUAUGUGCCUGAGGUUCUGAUCCCAUCAAGAACAACACCUGCCCAAGCUGACCUGUGCUGGUGUAAGCUGGGGCGUCGGUCACUCCUGAUGGGGUGGUAACGGGGCAGGCGAGGAGCUUCUGGGAGAUUCUGUUUCUUGAUGUGGACACACUGGGUGUGUCCGGUUUGUCAAAAUCUUGGAGCUGUACACUUUCGAUCUGUGCACUUUGCUGUACUUAUGUUACACUUCAAUAAAAAGUCGGGUUUGGUGGCUA